[Candida] anglica is the source of this 1486-nucleotide messenger RNA. The record is from the annotation of a GenBank genome assembly. NCBI's taxonomy places the organism in Eukaryota, Fungi, Ascomycota, Pichiomycetes, Serinales, Debaryomycetaceae.
UUUUUCUUCUUAAGAAUUAUACUUUCUUUGAAGAUAUAUAUACAAAAAACAUAUUUCAUUCGACUAAUAUGUCUGAACAACCUGCUGAAAACAAAUUAUGGGGUGGUAGAUUCACUGGGGCCACUGAUCCAUUAAUGGACUUGUAUAACGCUUCAUUGCCAUAUGACAAGGUUAUGUACAAGGCCGACUUAACUGGUACCAAGGUUUACACUGAAGGUUUAAAUAAGAUUGGAUUGAUUACUACUGAAGAACUCUCUGCUAUUCACGAAGGUUUGGAAAAAAUUGAAAAAGAAUGGGAAACUAAUACCUUUGUUGAAAAGGCUGGUGAUGAAGAUAUUCAUACUGCCAAUGAAAGAAGAUUGGGAGAAAUUAUUGGUAAGCAUAUCGCUGGUAAGGUCCAUACUGGUAGAUCUAGAAAUGAUCAAGUUGCCACCGAUAUGAGAAUCUAUGUUCGUGAAAACCUCACCAAGCUUUUACAAUUCCUUGGUGAUUUUAUCAAGACUAUUUUAACCAGAGCAAAGAAGGAGAUUGAUGUAUUAAUGCCUGGUUACACUCAUUUACAAAGAGCUCAACCUAUUAGAUGGUCUCAUUGGUUGUCUUCUUAUGCCACCUAUUUCACUGAAGAUUUCAAAAGAUUGAAGCAAAUCUUGGAAAGAGUGAACCAAUCCCCAUUGGGUUCUGGUGCUCUUGCUGGUCAUCCAUACGGUAUCGAUAGAGAAUUUUUGGCUGCUGGUCUUGGUUUUGAAGCACCAAUUGGUAAUUCAUUAACUGCAGUUAGUGACCGUGAUUUCGUGGUUGAAACUUUGUUUUGGUCUACUCUUUUCAUGAAUCAUAUUUCUCGUUUUUCUGAAGAUUUGAUUAUCUAUUCCACUGCUGAAUUUGGUUUCAUUCAAUUAGCAGAUGCUUAUUCUACUGGGUCUUCAUUAAUGCCUCAAAAGAAGAACCCAGAUUCUUUGGAAUUAUUAAGAGGAAAGUCAGGUCGUGUUUUCGGUUCCCUUUCUGGAUUCUUAAUGUCUCUCAAAUCUAUUCCUUCAACUUAUAACAAGGAUAUGCAAGAAGAUAAAGAGCCAUUAUUUGAUGCUAUGACCACUGUAGAACAUUCUAUUUUAAUUGCUACCGGUGUUAUUUCAACUUUAUCGAUCAAUAAGGAAAAGAUGGAAGGUUCUUUGACCAUGGAUAUGUUAGCAACUGAUUUGGCCGAUUAUUUGGUUAGAAAGGGAGUUCCAUUCAGAGAAACUCACCACAUUUCUGGUGAAUGUGUUAGAAGUGCCGAAGAAUUCAAAUUAUCUGGUAUUGACCAAUUAUCAUUAGAACAAUUUAAAAAGAUUGAUGAAAGAUUUGGUGACGAUGUUACUGAUGUAUUUGAUUUUGAAGUCAGUGUCGAAAGACGUACAGCCACUGGUGGUGCUGCAAAAUCUGCUGUUUUGAAACAGUUAGAUAACUUAAAUAGCCAAUUGAACUAGAUUCGAGGAAAUAAUUAAUGUCA